Molecule: messenger RNA, 1296 nt
Organism: Capsaspora owczarzaki ATCC 30864
Lineage: Eukaryota; Filasterea; Ministeriida; Capsasporidae
Product: nudix hydrolase 3
Exons: 2
Coding region: 22-1170 (382 amino acids)
Molecular function (GO): coenzyme A diphosphatase activity
Source: RefSeq, a predicted model, not a curated record
GUCAAAAACACGCUUUGUACGAUGCUCCAGCGAGCUCAGUCCGUCGUCCUCGCCACCACCGCCACCGCCGCCGCCCGCGCCUGGUGCACUUGCACUGUUCCUGCGAUGCGUAGCACUCUUCGGGCUGCUGGACCCCGCGCGUCCGUGUCCUGCAAACCGCUCGAGCAUCUGCAGCGGCGAUUCCUGUUCACUGCUCGACCCGGCGGCGCAUCGACCGAGUCACCGUCACCGCCGACGAGCGAUGGAGCGACACUGGCACCAGCAUCAACAGGAUUGAGUGCCGCCGCUGGGGCUGCCUCGACCGCUGCCUCGACCGCUGCUGCUGUUGCUGGAUCUGCAUUGCUGGAUCAUUCGCCCCAAACCGCAGCAGCGCCGCCGACGCCACCGCUGGUCGUCUCUGUGCCUGGCGUGCAGCGACCCGUGCACUGCGAGCCGGUUGCAGCAGACGAGACGCGGAUUCCGACGGCGCACUUGCUCGGCGCACCGGAGCGGGCGCGGAUGGUCGCUGCGCUCAAGAGCCUCAAGCGCAGGCACCUGAGCAGGCAGCGAUCCGCAGCAGUCCUCGUCCCGCUCUGCACCGUCAACGGCGUCCCGUCAGUGCUCUUCACUGUGCGCGCGUCGUCAUUGUCCAGCCAUUCGGGCGAAGUCAGCUUCCCUGGUGGCAUUCGCGACCCAACAGACGCCAGCAUUGAGGAAACAGCGCUGCGCGAGUCCUUCGAAGAGCUCGCCAUUCCAAAAGACCAGAUUGACAUUCUCGGGUGCUUCCAUGACACGCUGGACAAGUCGCGAACCAUCUCUGUAACACCCGUGAUUGGCGUCCUGAAGGACGGCUUCCAAUUGUCAGACAUGCGAUUGUCGCCAGGCGAGGUGGCGAGCGCAUUCACCCUGCCAAUCGACCAGAUUAUCAACCCGGCCGUGCGCCAAUUCGCCAUCAUGGACAAGCAGAGCGGAUAUCGGAUGCCCGUGUACCAGGGUGGGCCCGCGGCAGUCUGGGGCCUCACGGCCUUCAUUGUCGAGUGCGCGCUCGCAAUGGUGGUCGUGCCUGCCUCUGUGGAUGACACCACCAGCCCGGCCGUCCGUGAUGCAGUGGAGCGAUAUCGGAGAGUGACUGAAACCAACAUGACUGAGCGAGCGGCGCGGUUUGUCCAAUCACUGUCCAAGAAGCCAUGAUUUUGCUUGUUUGGGGGGAUUUACUUUGUGUGUGUGUCUAAAGCCGUAUGUAUUGCUGAUGAUUGAAAUAUACCAGUUGGGCCUUUGUUCGCUUUGGAGAACAGUGUUUCAUGGACGACGAAAAAC